AUGAUGAUCAUUUGUGAAUCAGCAUGGAAAGUCUUCCUUUCACCAGCACACAACAAACAAAGUCCUGACUUUUCUACAUGUGUCCUCUGGCUGUGUGUGUGUUAUUUCUGUCUUAACUUUAAUUCUUUAAUUCUUUCUCUACUUCUUACUAUAGGCAGCAUUGUGUACUUUGGGAUGAUGCUAGGGGCUUUCUUCUGGGGCGGCAUGGCUGAUAAGGUGGGCAGACGACAGUGUCUGCUCAUAUGUAUGUCCAUACAUGGCUUCUUCGCCUUCCUGUCAUCUUUUGUGCAGGGCUAUGGCUUCUUCUUGCUUUGCCGCAUGAUAGCUGGCUUUGGGAUUGGUGGAGCAGUACCCAUUGUCUUCUCAUACUUUGCUGAGGUAUUGUCAAGAGAGAAGAGGGGAGAGCAUCUGAGUUGGCUUUGCAUGUUCUGGAUGAUUGGAGAGAUCUAUGCCUCCGCCAUGGCAUGGGCCAUCAUACCUCAUUACGGCUGGAGUUUCAGUAUGGGUUCAGCUUAUCAGUUCCACAGCUGGCGGGUCUUUGUGGUGGUCUGUGCUCUCCCCUGUGUCUGCGCUGUCGUCGCCUUAACAUUCAUGCCCGAGAGCCCAAGGUUCUACUUGGAGGUGGGGAAGCACGACGAGGCCUGGAUGAUCCUCAAGCAGAUUCAUGACACAAACAUGCGAGCGCGUGGACAGCCCGAGAAAGUCUUUACCGUGAACAGAAUUAAGAUCCCAAAGCAAAUUGAUGAGUUUGUAGAGAUGCAGACGGAAUCUGGCAGUCUUUUAUCAAAAGUGAUCUUCAGAGUAAAGUCUGAACUUCAUGGGAUUUGGCUGACGUUCUUGAAGUGUUUUAAUUAUCCAGUGAAAGACAUUACAGUGAAACUUGCUACUGUGUGGCUUACAUUGUCAUUUGGGUAUUAUGGCCUAUCUGUAUGGUUACCUGAUGUCAUCAAACAUCUUCAGGCAGAUGAAUAUGCCUCCAAAGUACAAAGGCAUACCCAUGAACGCAUUGAAGACUUCACCUUCAAUUUUACUUUAGAGAACCAGAUACACACUAAUAGCUUAUUUGUCAAUGACAGAUUUAUAAAUAUGAAAUUCAAGUCUGUCACUUUCAUCAAUUCCACCUUUCAAAACUGCUAUUUAGAGGAAGUGACAUCGGUGGGAUCAUUCUUCCGAAACUGCACAUUUAUUGAGUGUGUCUUCUAUAACACUGAUGUUGACGACUCCAAACUUAUAAACACCGACAUUGUAAACAGCACAUUCUACCACAAAAAAACAGGCUGUCAAAUGACUUUUGAGGAUGAUUAUAGUGCGUACUGGGUUUACUUUGUCAAUUUUUUGGGAACACUGGCCGUCCUUCCUGGCAACAUUGUAGCUGCACUUCUUAUGGACAAAAUUGGCCGCCUGUCCAUGUUAGGGUUUUCCAUGAUCCUGUCUGGCAUCAGCUGCUUCUUCCUGUGGUUUGGCACCAGUGAGUCUAUGGUGAUUGGGAUGCUUUGCCUUUACAAUGGGUUGAGUAUCUCUGCCUGGAACUCCUUGGAUGUUGUGACAGUAGAGCUCUACCCUACAGACAGAAGAGGAACUGGAUUUGGCUUCUGUAAUGCCCUGUGCAAGCUGGCUGCAGUGCUAGGGAAUUUGAUUUUUGGCUCUUUAGUGGGCAUCACCAAAGCCGUUCCCAUUCUUCUGGCCUCCUCAGUGCUGGUCAGUGGAGGUUUGGUAGGACUGCGGCUACCUGACACCAGGUCCAAUGUCCUAAUGUAAACUUUGUUUCAGAGAUUUGGAGAAAUCCAACAAGUUUGACUUAAUCCUCAUUCCUCAUUAUGGUGCACUGUGUACUUAUUUACACUCAUGCUUUAUUUUUUGUAUGGUGUUUCAACAUUGCUGUGUGAAGAUAGGUAACUGUGGUUUAGUUAGUGAUGCUUUGAAAAAGCAUAACUAUUGUUAUUCGAACAUACACACUUCUUAUAAUUAUUCCUGUUCCGCCAAAAGUUUGGCACGCUACUUGUCCCGCAGCUUUUGACGUAGACCCAUGAGUGAAUACAUCACAUCGACGGCGUAUUCGGGAAUGGUGUGCUAUGACUUUUAUAAGCGAUCGGGUAGGGGGGUGCGAUAGGGGGGCGAAAAACCACCCGAAAAAUCCCAAUGACUUAACAUUGCGCCCAACUUUGAGGGAUCGUAGCUCCGAGCGAGGAUAUCGUAGAAACAUGAAAAUAAUACACGAUUUGAAGAGGCUAUCAGGCUCUGUAAGAACAUCACUCACAAUGGGGUGUAAGUUGUACCCCUGGGGUGUAAGAGCCUCCCAAAAUUUCCCAAUCACAGGAAGCAUGCCCAUAUAAGGCAUAAAACGUCCCGUGUUGAAUAUCUUAGCAGUACAACCACUUAGAGACAAGGGGGUGGGCUCAUUUGACUCACGGAACAUCGUAGAGAGACGGGGCUUGGUUCUUUACACUCAUAGCUUAGAGCAUCAUCAAUUGGCAGAUGCUAAGCCACGCCCAUAUCAACCAAACAGGUUAGCCUAGCAACCAUUUAGCAAAACCUAUAUCUCUGCAUAGGAACUUCGUAGAGACACGGGGGGUGGUUCGAUUCACUCAUAGGUUAGAGUAUUAUCAAUUGCAGAUGCCAAGCCACGCCCAUAGCAACCAAACAGGUUAGCCUAGCAACCAUUUAGCAACACCUAUAUCUCUGCAUCAGAACAUCAUAAAGACACGGGGGUUGGUUUGUUUCACUCAAAGGUUAGAGUAUUAUCAAGUGCAGAUGCCAAGCCAUGCCAAUAGCAACCAAACAUAUUAGCCUAGCAACAGUUUAGCAAUAUGUAUAUCUCUGCAUCAGAACAUCGUAGAGACAUGGGGAUUGGUUAGAUUCAUUCGUGGCUUAAUGUGUUAUCACUCUAGUGCCCAGUUCCGCAUUUGCCACAAAGCAUCACUCACAUUUUCUUCAGAAAAUGUACCUAUCUAGUUAUUUUAUAUAGUUUAUUAAAUAUAUUAAACAGGUUGUUGUUUUGUUGACAAGGUACUUCCCUUAGGCAUUACCAAAAUACAUUUUGGGUAAAUAUACAACUUUGCAAUAAUAAUAAUAAAAAAUGGCUUUUCUUUGCAAUAGUAGGUUUUUAUCCCCUACCUAUACAGUAGAAAUUAACAGCUUUUUACUGGUUUAUAAUGGCCUAGUCUUGGAAGAAAGUUUAAAUAUUGAUCUCCUCUAAUUAAGACUUGAGCAAAACGAGCUAUUAAUGAGCAGUUCAAGCCUGCUGUAAAUAUACAGAUAACCAGGAUCAUCAGAAAAACUGGAAGCUCUGCACAGCUGCAUUACAGCUGUCUAAAUAAUUAAAUGCAAUGAUGAGAGAAUAGCUGAUGGUGGGUUUAGCAUAUAAACACACCUAGCGGUAAAGUAGUCUCUUUUUCAGUGUCUGCUUUUAGGGUUUAGCUGUACAUGCUGUAGACAUCAUUGGGAAAUGACAUAUGCUAUAAUUUGUUUCAAAUAGUUUUCUGAUAGUGAAGUAUACUAAAAGGUUGUGUUAGUAUAUAAAUAUAAUUAAGUAUUGUGUUUUUGGAGGGUUGAAAGCCAUAAUGUUUUUUAUUUGAAUUGUGUAACUCAAGCACUUAUUUAAAGUGGAAUUAUUUCUGUCAAGUAUUUUAUUUUGCACUCCAGCCUCUGAAGUCCACAACUGUGCACUGUGGUCAUAUUAAAUAUAAAUAUCUGGAUAGACUACACUAAAUAUGUACCUGCAGCCACAUUAAUAAAAAUGUGUUUUUCAAAAAUAUUUUAUUUGCUCAGAUGAAGUGUAAGUCUUUUGGCAUUAAUUAUUUUCUCCAAAGUAAAAAAGCUAUAUGUAACAUGCAUAUGUGCUGUCUAACUUUACAACAAAUUCUGCCACAUUUGCAAUGUUGAUAUGAUUAAUGGGGCAUUUAAAAACUGUGCCUACACAUAAUCACAAGCAUCGUGAACUCACAACAUUUUAAGAAAAAGUAAAUUGAAAAUUGAAGUAAAACAGUUGUUGAGGAUAUUGCUCAUGGAAAGGCUCUUUUAUGUACAAUUUCAACGACUCAUCUUGUUGACAUGACAGAAAGCAGACAGGUUUGCAGGUGAAAGGGGAGUUUAGAGAGCCCGCCUCAUCAUAUGGGGUCUACAAUCUGUAUAAGUGUGAUAACCACAAGGUAAAAUAUACAUUUACAAGCAGCAUUUCAAGUGCAAACAAAUUAAUUUGUUUAGAGAUUAAAAAAAAUAGGAAAAGGGGUAAAAAUGAUUUAGAUUUUAAUGAGCUUUUCACAGUAUUGAUUUAAAUACAGAAACCAAAGCAGUGAUUCCGUGAGAAACAUGAAUCACACAAAGUUUAGCAGUAUUAUUAAUUUAGCUUUAUUAGCUGCCAGAUGUAUAGCUUUUGAUAUGUAAAUGAUUUUUUGGAAGGUCUACAGUGAGAACUAUCAUUUAAGACAAGUUUUUAUUAGGCUUUCAACUAACCUAAAGUGGCUUUAAUGCUGUCGCAAUCUCAGCAGAGCUAUGCAGUUUCAACCUUAUAUAUAAAUUAAAUUUAGUCAUCUAUAACAGUUAACUACUGUUGUCCAUGAUCUACAUCUGUCCUCAUCUGAUUUUUUUUAUUCCAGUUUUAAAAAAUAGUAUGUGUAUUGUAAUGUUGAAAUGUUGUCUGAAAAAAAAGUAAAUGUGUGUAUAUACUGUAUGAGUAUGGGUUUAAAAUGUGUACUUAUUUGUGUACAUUUUGUACAUAAGGUUACGGUGACUUACAAGCUGAAUACUAUGUAAAAAUAUUUUUUUGGAGACAGCAAUAAAUGGAGCUUUCAUGUACAUUGUUAAAACUUUUAUUUCAUUGCCCAUAAGAACCAAUCCUAACAUCGCUUAACAAAACUGCAUGUAUUAAAUUUUGGGGUCUGUGGUGAGUUCUGAGUUCUUGUGCUUUCCAUUGAGGAACAAACUGAAAAUUGUAUUUGGAGUGAACAGGAGAAUGUAGCAGUUUUUUCAUGGCUAAUACAAAAAGAGAAAACAAAGCUGUUAUAUUUUGUGAAAGUAAUAAAGAUGUGUUGA
Triplophysa rosa is the source of this 5031-nucleotide messenger RNA. Its product is annotated as synaptic vesicle glycoprotein 2C-like. Gene Ontology annotation, cellular component: membrane. The transcript is spliced from 12 exons. The coding region runs from base 1 to 1758 and encodes 585 amino acids. The record is from RefSeq and is a predicted model, not a curated record. Gene Ontology annotation, biological process: transmembrane transport; chemical synaptic transmission. NCBI's taxonomy places the organism in Eukaryota, Metazoa, Chordata, Actinopteri, Cypriniformes, Nemacheilidae. Gene Ontology annotation, molecular function: transmembrane transporter activity.